Oryzias latipes (Japanese medaka) is the source of this 2314-nucleotide messenger RNA. It is a transcript of the gene dcun1d2a, whose product is annotated as DCN1, defective in cullin neddylation 1, domain containing 2a. Gene Ontology annotation, cellular component: ubiquitin ligase complex. Lineage: Eukaryota; Metazoa; Chordata; Actinopteri; Beloniformes; Adrianichthyidae. The record is from RefSeq and is a predicted model, not a curated record. Gene Ontology annotation, molecular function: ubiquitin conjugating enzyme binding; ubiquitin-like protein binding; cullin family protein binding. Gene Ontology annotation, biological process: protein neddylation.
UUCACAGCGUGUCUGUGUUGGACAGGCUAUAGUUGUGCAUCUUGGCUUGAUCCAUGAUUUGUCAGCGAGAUUGCCCUAACUUUUUCUGAACUAUAAUAGUUCAGAGUGUGUUUUAACUCACUGUUGUCUGAAUGCCUGUAGAUGUUUAUGUUUCAGUGUGUGUUCUCGUCUGCGUAUCGGUGUGUUUUUGCGUGCUGUGGUGUGUGUUCCCCGCUGCGAUAACGCCCGGGUCUGACAGCCCCUGUCCUGUGAUUGUACAGCAUAAGCUGAAGUCUUCGCAGAGGGACAAGGUACGGCAGUUCAUGUCCUUCACACAAGCUGGGGAGAAGACAGCUGUGUACUGCCUCACACAGAAUGACUGGAAACUAGAAGUCGCCACAGAUAACUACUUUCAGAAUCCAGAGCUGUACUGUAAGGAAUCCAUGAAAACUUCGGUGGACCGGAAAAAGCUGGAGCAGCUCUACAAUCGCUAUAAAGAUCCUCAGGAUGAAAAUAAGAUCGGCAUUGAUGGGAUCCAGCAGUUUUGUGACGACCUCUCCCUGGAUCCCGCCAGCAUCACCGUACUGGUCGUUGCGUGGAAAUUUCGCGCUGCCACUCAAUGUGAGUUUACCAAGAAGGAGUUCCUGGAUGGAAUGACAGAGCUGGGGUGUGACAGUCCAGAGAAAUUAAAGGCCCUAUUGCCAAGAUUAGAGCAGGAGCUAAAAGACAGCGGGAAAUUCAAGGACUUUUACCAAUUCACUUUUAAUUUUGCCAAAAAUCCUGGACAAAAGGGUCUAGAUUUAGAAAUGGCCGUGGCUUACUGGAACCUGGUUCUGUCAGGACGAUUUAAGUUCCUUGAUCUUUGGAAUAGAUUCCUUUUGGAACACCAUAAACGAUCCAUCCCUAAGGACACAUGGAACUUAUUGUUGGACUUUGGUAACAUGAUUGCAGAUGACAUGUCAAACUAUGAUGAGGAAGGGGCGUGGCCGGUUCUUAUUGACGAUUUUGUGGAAUUUGCCCGACCAAUUGUUACAGGAUCCAAACGUAAAACUCUCUAAAUCCAGACGGAUCCCAACUGGAAACGAGAACGAACAGAACUCUGUUUCUUUUACAGGAACAUUGGGAUUUUUUUAAAGACUUGUAAAAAAAGAAAUUGUAGACUUCAAGGAGAAAACAUGAAGCACUUGAAACCAUCAGGAAACCGCCUGCUGGGAUCUGAGUCGAGACUGCAAGAACGUCUGGCGUUUCUGUCCUCUUCUGACUGACACGGACACGACCAGACUCUCAGCGCCCUGGAUGCCACGCCGCAUCACCCCAUGAGCCGGCACGGGCGCAGCAUCCGAGGAGCGUCGAUGGCCGUUUGCGCUCUAAAUGCCGCGGAGAAGAAGGACCUGCGUGUUUAAAAGAUUCCUCCUAGCCAGCUGCGUUUUGCUAACCGAGGCUGCGAGCGACAGCGCAAACGUCCCACACCUUACUCUCACUUCAGAGUGCUUACGACACCAGCACCGACUGAACUGAUGCAGUUUUUACUGUACAUACUGUAUCUAACGGGACAGUUUACAAAGAUGAACUAUAUGAAGAAUAAUAUAAAAUGCUCAGUUUAUAAAUGCAAAAGAUGAUUGUUUUUGUGUACAGUAAAUGCUAAGAUCUUUAACAGGACGCCUCAGUAUCGUGGAUGAUUAUGCUGUUGGUUUAAUUGUUCGAUGGGUGUUCAGUCAUGGAGUCGUGAGCUCAUCAUUGAAAGCAUGUUAAACCCCAUGUUUCUGUUUUUUAAGUCACAGCGGGCCGCUUUGAUCAACACAUUUCACUUAAGGAAAGGCUUUAAUCAAGAUAGUGGAUGCUGGUUUGUGCUAUUUGUUUGUCUGAAUAAUCUGAGUUGGAUGUCAGUUUAAUGUAAGUUUGUUCUUUCCAUCCUUUUUAAAAAAAAAAGCAGAUUGGGGAGAAGUUUUGUUUUUUACUCUUUAUACCCCUCGAGGAUUUUGUUGGUUUCAGCUGAAGUGAGGAUUUAGCAGCAUCUCAGAGGAGCUUUGGAGACGAUAAAAGGCAAACUUUUGCAAUUGCAUGGUACAUAUCUGUAAGUUCUGGCAACGAGAGGCGGCUAGUUCUGGAGUCAGGACACUAAAGAAGGCAACAAGAGGACAAAGUAUACGCCUUAAGAAAAAAAAACAAAAAAAAAUCAACCUGUCUGAUGAUAUUUAUACUUUUGUUCAACCCAUGUCCUCAGUGUUACUGAAAGUAAGGAACAUUAGAAUAUAUUGUUGAUCAUCAUGUAAGGAGCAUAAGUAUAUUGUUCAUUUAAGAAAGAUGAAUAAAGCAUGAGUUUUUUUCAUAAUCA